Molecule: messenger RNA, 2187 nt
Organism: Leptosia nina
Lineage: Eukaryota; Metazoa; Arthropoda; Insecta; Lepidoptera; Pieridae
Source: the annotation of a GenBank genome assembly
AUGACUUCAAUUAUAAAAUUACACUGUAUCUCUGGAACUGGGGAUGAAACGCCGCCAUGCUAUGUAUUACAAAUUGACGAAUUCAAAUUCCUGUUGGACUGCGGAUGGGAUGAGAAAUUCGACAUGGAUUUUAUAAAGGAGUUAAAGCGACAUAUUAACAGUAUAGAUGCAGUACUUCUAUCUCACUCUGAUCCACUUCACUUGGGAGCGCUACCAUAUGCAGUGGGACAACUUGGCUUAAACUGUCCCAUUUAUGCCACAUUACCAGUCUACAAAAUGGGACAGAUGUUCAUGUAUGACUUAUAUCAAUCACAUCGGAAUAUGACUGAUUUUGAUCUCUUUACAUUGGAUGAUGUAGAUACAGCAUUUGACAGAAUAACACAAUUAAAAUACAAUCAGAGUGUAGAUAUGAAAGGUAAAGGCCUAGGACUUAAAAUAACACCCCUGCCAGCUGGUCAUCUACUUGGUGGAACAGUCUGGCGUAUAGCAGCCCCUGGGGAGGAAGACAUAGUAUAUGCGCCAGACUUUAAUCAUAAGAAGGAAAGGCAUUUGAAUGGCUGUGAGAUUGAGAAGAUAAUGCGACCUUCAUUGUUGCUAUUAGGAGCUAUGAAUGCUGACUAUGUGCAGCAAAGAAGGAGGUUGAGGGAUGAAAAACUUAUGACAACAAUUUUAACAACACUAAGAGGCGGUGGAUCAGUUCUAGUUUGUACAGACACGGCUGGUAGGGUUUUGGAGUUAGCCCACAUGUUGGACCAACUCUGGAGGAACAGAGAUUCUGGACUUGUGGCUUAUUCAUUACUACUUCUGUCUAAUGUUAGUUAUAAUGUUGUGGAGUUUGCUAAGUCACAGAUUGAGUGGAUGAGUGACAAACUAACUCGCGCGUUUGAAGGCGCCCGCAGUAACCCGUUUGCGUUGCGGUACUUACAUCUCUGUCAUUCUGUCGCUGAGGUCACCAGGACCCCAGGACCUAAGGUGGUUCUCUCGUCCUUCCCAGACCUUGAAACGGGAUUCGCAAGAGAUCUAUUCUUAUUAUGGGCUUCGCAAUCGCAGAACUCGAUAGUAUUGACUGCGAGGACAUCUCCUGGGACAUUAGCCCGCGAUCUCAUAGACAAAGGAGGCGAUCGGACCAUAGAGCUUACAGUUCGUAGACGCAUUAGGCUAGAGGGCGCUGAACUAGAAGAGUUUAUGCAACAACAGAGGACCAAAGUCAAGGAUCCUGUCAAAGAAGAAGUAGGGGGUAUUUCCUCAGACUCAGAAUCGGAUGGGGAACUGGAAAUGUGGGUGGUGACGGGGCGACACGAUAUCCCCGUGCGUUCGGAAUAUAGGCAGGGUGGAUGUUUCAAGUCCAACAAACGUCAUCACGCCAUGUACCCAUGCCACGAAGACCGCACGCGGGCGGAUGACUACGGAGAAAUUAUACGGCCGGAAGAUUAUAGAUUAGCUGAGAUAGUGGACGCGGAGGGUGAAAUACGCGACGUUCCCCCCGCCCCACCGCAGAAACCGGAACCAGAAGAGGAAAUAAUAGAAAUACCAAGCAAAUGUGUCUCGUCCGUCCGCCAAGUGGCAAUACGCGCUAACAUUCAGUACAUCGAGUUAGAGGGUAGGUGCGACGGAGAAUCGCUGUUGAGGGUAGUUGCACACGCGAAGCCGCGCGCCAUUGUCGGUUUGAGGGCGGGGACUAGCGCACUAAAUACAUUACGAAAACAUUGCGAGAACGAGGGAAUCGAGAAGAUCUUCACUCCUGGCAAGGGUGAUGUUGUGGAUGCUACAACAGAAUCACAUAUUUACCAGGUGAAACUAACGGAUGGUCUGAUGUGUGGCAUUUCUUGGAAGAUAGCGGGAGAUGCUGAACUCGCCUGGCUAUCGGCCACAGUUGCUCCUCCCAGGGCCAGAGAUGCCAACAGCGAAGAAACAGUCCUCGAUGACAUGGUGGCGUUGGAGGCAAGUCAGGCCAAUGGCGUCGGCCACGCAGCCACAUUCAUCAAUUCCUUGAAACUGUCUGAACUCCGUAGCGCCCUGGCGAAGCACGGUCUCAACGCGGAGUUCAAUUCUGGGGCGUUGGAGUGCUGCAACGGAACAAUAGCUAUUCGGAGGUUGGAUAAUGGUCGCGUCGCACUCGAGGGCGUGCUUUCGGAGGAGUAUUUCAAAGUUAGAGAGCUGCUCUAUGACCAGUUCGCUAUUGUCUAG